Messenger RNA from Ochotona curzoniae (black-lipped pika), 8236 nucleotides. It is a transcript of the gene CLIP1, whose product is annotated as CAP-Gly domain containing linker protein 1. Gene Ontology annotation, biological process: cytoplasmic microtubule organization; positive regulation of microtubule polymerization. Gene Ontology annotation, molecular function: microtubule plus-end binding. The record is from RefSeq and is a predicted model, not a curated record. Gene Ontology annotation, cellular component: nucleus; microtubule plus-end; cytoplasm. Bases 395 to 6853 code for a protein of 2152 amino acids. Lineage: Eukaryota; Metazoa; Chordata; Mammalia; Lagomorpha; Ochotonidae. The transcript is spliced from 26 exons.
CGCGUCACGCUCUCCCCCGCCCCGAGCCGACGAGCCGGGAGGCGGCGGCCGGGCGGCCACUGCUGCAGUGAGGCAGGUGGCGGCGACCGGCGGCGUCCGAGGCGGACCACGCUGCCCGGCGAAUGCAAGCGGAGAGCACCGGCUUUGGAUGUUUCUCUUCUGAAGCUGGACUUGGAAGUCAGCUCCAGCAUUCUCUCUGGAUUGCUCUCAGAACUUGCUUCCCCGGCUCACACACGCUGCAGGUUGUUCUAGAAGAGAAGGGGCUGUGGUCCCCAGAUUUCACCCAGAGGCUGGCUUUGCUUUAGAAACACCCACAGCUGCCUUGAUGGUUGGGGAAAGAUAGUGACCGGAAGCAGAGAGAAGUAGCUCCGAAGUAGCUCCGACACCCCGGGAAAUGAGCGUGCUGAAGCCGAGCGGGCUGAAGGCCCCUUCCAAGAUCCUCAAGCCGGGGAGCACAGCCCUGAAGGCCCCUGCCGCUGUUGCAGCUCCAACGGAAAAAACAGUAUCUACUGAAAAAGCAUCAAGUGUCCCACCCUCUGAGGCCCAGGAGGAAUUUAUCGAUGACUUCCGUGUUGGCGAGCGUGUUUGGGUGAAUGGCAAUAAGCCUGGAUUUAUUCAGUUUCUUGGAGAGACCCAGUUUGCACCAGGCCAGUGGGCGGGGAUUGUUUUAGAUGAACCCAUAGGCAAGAACGAUGGUUCAGUAGCUGGAGUGCGUUAUUUCCAGUGUGAACCACUCAAGGGCAUUUUUACCCGACCGUCGAAGUUAACAAGGAAAGUGCAAGCAGAAGAUGAAGCCAACGGCCUGCAGCCGCCAUCGGCCCCCAGAGCCACGUCACCCAUGUCCACCCCUGCAGCCUGCGUGGCGGCGUCCUCCCUGGCCACACCUGCAAAUGGCUCCCAUAAGUCACCCCAGCCAACAGCAAAGGAACCUGCAGCCACGUCCCAGGCCACGUCCCAGGUCAGCAACCUUACAAAAACCGCCAGCGAGUCCAUCUCCAACCUCUCAGAAGCUGGGUCAAUCAAGAAGGGAGAGAGAGAGCUCAGAAUCGGAGACCGAGUGUUGGUCGGAGGCACCAAGGCUGGCGUAGUCCGGUUUCUUGGGGAGACAGACUUUGCCAAGGGGGAAUGGUGUGGCGUGGAGCUGGACGAGCCCCUCGGGAAGAACGAUGGCGCGGUGGCCGGGACGAGGUACUUUCAGUGUCAAGCCAAAUACGGCUUGUUCGCUCCCGUCCACAAAGUGACCAAGAUUGGCUUUCCUUCCACCACACCAGCCAAGGCCAAGGCCGCCGCGGUACGGCGAGUGAUGGCCACCACACCUGCCAGCCUGAAGCGCAGCCCUUCCGCCUCGUCCCUCAGCUCCCUGAGCUCGGUGGCCUCGUCCGUGAGCAGCAAGCCGAGCCGCACCGGAUUACUGACUGAGACCUCCUCCCGGUACGCGAGGAAGAUCUCCGGCACCACUGCCCUCCAGGAGGCCCUGAAGGAGAAGCAGCAGCACAUUGAGCAGCUGCUGGCUGAACGGGAUCUGGAGAGGGCGGAGGUGGCCAAGGCCACGAGCCACGCGGGGGAGAUAGAGCAGGAACUAGCCUUGGCCCGGGAUGGACACGACCAGCAUGUCCUGGAGCUCGAGGCCAAGAUGGACCAGCUGCGCACCAUGGUGGAGGCAGCUGACCGGGAGAAGGUGGAGCUUCUCAACCAACUGGAAGAAGAGAAGAGGAAGGUUGAGGAUCUUCAGUUCCGUGUCGAGGAAGAAUCGAUCACCAAAGGCGAUCUUGAGGUGGCCACGGUGUCAGAAAAGUCACGUAUAAUGGAACUGGAGAAAGACCUAGCAUUAAGGGUACAGGAAGUAGCAGAGCUCCGAAGACGCCUGGAGUCCAGCAAACCUGCCGGCGAUGUGGACAUGUCGCUCUCCCUUUUGCAAGAGAUAAGUUCUUUGCAAGAGAAAUUGGAAGUCACCCAGGCUGACCACCAGAAAGAAGUGGCUUCUCUGAAGGAGCAUUUGGGAACCCAGGAAGAAACCUUUCAGAAGGAGGUGAGAAGUCUUCAGGCCACCACCGAGAAGCUCUGCAAGGAGAAUGAGUCCUUGAAAAGCAAGCUUGAUCACGCCAACAAAGAGAACUCGGACGUGAUCGCGCUGUGGAAGUCGAAGCUGGAGACUGCUAUCGCGUCCCACCAGCAGGCCAUGGAGGAGCUCCAGGUGUCCUUCAGCAAGGGUGUCGGGACAGAGACGGCAGAGUUUGCCGAGUUAAAAACGCAAAUAGAGCAAAUGAGACUGGAUUACCAGCACGAGAUAGACAGUCUGCAGAGCAGACAAGACUCUGAGCGGUCUGCUCACGCUAAAGAGCUGGACGCCCUGAGGACGAAGCUGCUGAAGGUCGUCAAGGAAAAGGAGGACAGUUUGGAAGCCCUCAAGUCCAAGCUGGACAGGGCAGAAGACCAGCACCUCGUAGAGAUGGAAGACACGCUAAACAGACUGCAGGAGGCCGAGACCAAGGUAAAGGAGCUAGAGGUACUGCAAGCCAGAUGCACUGAGCAAACCAAGGUCAUUGAUGAUUUUACAUCACAGCUCGCGGCCGCCAAAGAGAAGCUCUUGGAUCUGGACGCCCUUGAGAAGGCCAGUUCCGAAGGUAAAUCGCAAAUGGAGACGCUUAGGCAGCAGCUCCAGGCGGCCAGGAAGCAGGUAGAAGCUUUAGAGAUGGAGAGGGACGCCGAAAGCGGCAAGGCUAGUAGCGUUACCAAAGAGCUCCAGGGGAAGGAGUUAAAACUUACUAAACUCGAGGAGAACUUGAGUGAAGUCAGUCACGUGAAAGAGGCCUUGGAAGCAGAACUCCAGGUCUUGAAAGAAAAGUUUGCUGAUGCUUCCGAGGAGGCGGUCUCUGUUCAGAGAAGUAUGCAAGAAACUAUUAAUAAGUUACACCAAAAGGAAGAAGAGUUUAACCUACUGUCUUCAGAAGUGGAGAAGCUGAGAGAAAACUUAGCAGAUAUGGAGGCCAAGUUCAGAGAGAGAGAUGAAAGAGAAGAACAGUUGGUCAAGGCGAAAGAAAAACUGGAAAAAGACAUUGCAGAGAUAAUGAAGAUGUCAGGAGACAACUCCUCCCAGCUGAGCAGAAUGAACGAUGAGCUGCGACUGAAGGAGAGAUGUGUAGAAGAAUUACAGCUGAAACUGACAAAAGCCAAUGAAAAUGCGAGUUUUCUGCAGAAAAGCAUUGGAGAAGCAGCUCUCAAGGCCGAGCAGAGCCAGCAAGAAGCAGCCGGAAAGCAUGAAGAAGAGAAAAGAGAAAUGCAGCAGAAAGUGCUGGACCUGGAAAAGCAGGUGGAAACAAGCCACAACCAGUGUCAGGACCUGAAGGCCAGGUACGAGAAAGCCAGCUCGGAGAUGAAAGCGCAGCAUGAGGAAACGCUGCAGAACCUGCAGAAGAUGCUGCUGGACGCUGAGGAGAAGCUCAAGGCCGCCCAGCAGGAGAACAGAGACUUGCAGCAGGAGAUGGAGGAGCUGAGGACACAAGCUGACAAGGCCAAAUCGCUAACUUAUUUGUUAACAUCAGCCAAAAAAGAAAUUGAACUAAUGUCAGAGGAGCUGAGGGGCCUGAAGUCAGAGAAGCAGCUUCUUGCUCAGGAGGGCAAUGCUUUAAAGUUAGAAAAAGGCUCGCUUUUAUCAAAGCUCGUAGAAAUGGAGGCCAAAAUAGCUUUGCUACAGGAAGAUCAGCAGAAGCUGUGGUCAGCAAACGAAGCUCUCAGCUCCAAGAAGGAAAAAGCCUUGGAAGAAAAGCAAGAUGCCGAGAAGGCUUACCAGCAGGAAUGUCUUGAUAAAGAGGCUUUGGCUGUGGAACGAGAGAAAUUGCUCAAAGAAAUCAGUAUCGCCCAGGAAGAAGUGUUGAAGAUGAGCGUGGAGAAUGACACUCUGCAGGCCGCCAAGGCGAGCCUUGAGGUGCUCAUGCAAGAGCUCCAGCUCAGCCACGACACUCUGCUGGCCGAGUCCAAGAGGGGUCAGGAAGGGACAGACCGCCUGGAGGGGCAGAUCCGAAAGCUGAUGGCCGAGAACCUGGCCUUGGCGAAAGACAAGGACGACGUGAUUCAGAAACUGCAGAGCUCCUACGAGGAGCUGGCCAGGGACCAGAAGGCCCUGGUUCAGGAGAUUGAAGACCUCACGAAUGAGAAGAGGUCAGUCCUGGAGAAGCAGUCAGGCCUCGACAGCAUGUGCCUCACCUUGCAGGUGGAGCGGGACAGCCUGCUGCAGAGCAACAGGGACCUGCAGGUGGAGAAGGAUGCGCUGCUUCAAGGCCGGGAGAAGCUCAGCGCCAGCCUGGAGGCCGCCCUCCAGGUCAAGGAGCUGCUCAGUGCUGAAGCUGCCGAGCUGCAUGCCCAGCUAGACUGUGCCGGCAAAGCCCUGAGGAAGGCCGAGCUGGAGACCCGGCAGCUGCAGGCCAGCAACGCCAGCCUCACCAAGCUCCUGGAGGAGAUCAAGACCAGCCGGGCCAUCACGGACUCCGAGUGCAUCCAGCUCUUGCACGAGAAGGAGUCCCUGGCGGCCUCUGAGAGACGGCUGCUGGCCGAGAAGGAGGAGCUCCUGAGCGAGAGCAAGGUCAUGAGCGAGCAGCUCAGCAGACGCUCGGAAGAGGCCGCCCACACCGAGCUGAGCCUGAGCGAGAAGAUCACCAGCCUGGUGUCCGAGAAGGAGCUGGCGUGCCAGAAGUUGACCAAGCUGAAGAAACAGCAGGAAGGCCUCUUGAAGGACAAAUCGGCCCUGGAGAAGCAAAAUGGUGAUCUACUAGCAGAGAGAGAGAGUUCCAUCAAAGCCAUCGGAGACCUGAAGAGGAAAUACGACCAGGAAUCGGCCAAUAGAAGGCUCGCGGUGCACGAGAAGAUGAAGCUGCUGGGUAGCAUAGAUGCGCUGAAGAAGGAGCUUCUUGAAAGGAAGAGGGAGAACCAGGAGCUGGCGUCGAGCAAGCGCGACCUCUCCCUGUUGCUGCAGGAGGCUCAGGAGGCCGCCAGGAGCCUGGAGAAGGAGCGCGGCGACAUGCUGCAGGCCAGGGAGCGUCUGGACGCGGAGCUGAAGACGUGCUGCUGCGAGAAGAGCAUGCUGCUGCGGGACGGCCUGAACCUGCAGGACGAGUGUCAGAAGCUCACCGAGGAGAUCCACACGCUGCAGCAGUCCUUGCUGCUGGAGCAGGAGGCCAGGGCCAAGGAGAGCGAGACGGCUCUGUACGAAAGCAACAAACUGCACGGGCGCCUGGUGCUGCUGGAGCAGGAGGCGGCAGGGCUGAGGGCGUGCACUGAGGAGCUGCAGGCUGAGAAGCUUGUGCUGCUGCAAGACAAGGCCCAGGCCGAGCAGAAGGUGGCUGAGAUCAUCAAGGAGAAGGAGCUCCUGAGCGCCGAGACCUCUCAGCUCGCCGCAAACAUAGAGACGCUGAAAAGCGACUUCACCACCUUGUCCAAGUCCAAGUCGGAGCUCCAGGAACUGCACAGCUGCCUCACCAAGAUCCUGGAAGAUCUGCGGCUGAACCAUGAGGUGACCGUGGCAGAGAGAGCCCAGGUGGCUCAAGACAACCAGAGCCUGCUGGCCGAGCAGAGGGAGCUGAUGCUGAGGCAGGCCGAGCUCCUCAAGGAGAAGGAGACGCUAGAAGACAGCUACUUCGUUCUUCAGAAGGAGCUCAGCCAGCUGGCCAAGACCAACAGCCACAUCUCAGCCAAGCUCCUCGAGGCGCAGGCAGAGAACCGCACCUUGAGGAAGGACAAGAGCAAGCUGAGCCUUAAGCUUAGAGAGCUCCAGAUGCUGCAGCCGUUCACGGCGACGCAGGCAACAGAAGACACCCUACAGAUAAUGGAACAGAUGACCAAAGAGAAGACGGAAACACUGGCCUCGCUGGAGGACACCAAGCAGACAAAUGCAAAACUGCAGAAUGAAUUGGACACACUUAAAGAAAACAACCUGAAAAAUAUGGAAGAGCUCAACAAGUCAAAAGAACUUCUGACUGUAGAGAACCAAAAAAUGGAAGAAUUUAGGAGAGAAAUAGAAACCCUGAGGCAGGCAGCAGCUCAGAAGUCCCAGCAGCUCUCAGCACUGCAAGAGGAGAACGUCAAACUUGCCGAGGAGCUGGGGAGAAGCAGGGACGGAGUCACGAGCCACCAGAAGCUGGAAGAAGAAAGAUCUGUGCUCAAUAAUCAGUUGUUAGAAAUGAAGAAGAGAGAAUCCAAGUACAUCCAAGAUGCGGACGAAGAGAAGGCUUCCUUGCAGAAAUCCAUCAGCAUCACCAGUGCCUUGCUCACAGAGAAGGACGCGGAGCUGGAGAAGCUGAGGAAUGAGGUCACCGUGCUCAGGGGAGAGAACGCCUCGGCCAAGUCCCUGCAUUCUGUUGUGCAGUCUCUGGAGUCAGACAAGGUCAAACUCGAGCUCAAGGUGAAGAACCUGGAACUUCAGCUCAAGGAGAACAAGAGGCAGCUGAGCAGCUCCUCAGGUAACACUGAUCCUCAGGCCGAAGAGGACGAGCGGGCCCAGGAGAGCCAGAUUGAUUUCCUAAAUUCAGUGAUAGUGGACCUCCAGCGGAAGAACCAAGACCUCAAGAUGAAGGUGGAGAUGAUGUCUGAGGCAGCGCUGAACGGAAACGGCGAGGACCUGAACAGUUACGACAGUGAUGACCAGGAAAGGCAGUCCAAGAAGAAACCCCGCCUCUUCUGUGACAUCUGUGACUGUUUUGAUCUGCAUGACACGGAGGACUGUCCCACCCAGGCACAGACAUCGGAGGACCCUCCACACUCCACGCACCAUGGCAGCCGCAGCGAGGAGCGCCCCUACUGCGACAUCUGCGAGAUGUUUGGGCACUGGGCCACCAACUGCAACGACGACGAGACCUUCUGACGGAGCCGCAGUCCAGCAUCGCGGGUGGGCGCACGCCCGGAGAACUCAUGCUACCUUGACCCCCCCCCUCCCCCCCGUCCCUCGACAAAUCUAAGGAAAUAUUUUGGUCUUCAACAAAUCGUCCUGUUAGUCUCCCCACUCCUAAGUUAGACUAAUAAACAUUGGGUAGGUGAGUUUUCACCUGUUCUCUCCUGUUCUCUGGAUCUUUCGGUCUGGAGACAUCGUACCAGAUGCCAUUACACCUGUUUGUCCCUAGAGAAACCUCACAAAGCAAUCCUCACCCCUACCUUAUUUAAAUACCUUUAAAUUAUGCCGUUAUUUUUCAUAUUUGCACUAAAAUAUUUCCAGGCUGCAUUUUUUUUUUGUAUAUUUAGAAGUUUGUUUUUUUUUUUUUUUUUAUGAAUCUUUGACACUGGAAUGAGUUGAAAAAAAAGUGCUAUUUUGCUUUUUCACUGACUCGUUAAUAAGUCUUUUAUUCCUAAUCAAAGAAAUAGCUGAGCUCUUUGCACUACCCGUUAUCUGUGGUGCCUUUUUAUCAGGCUUGACAAUGAGCAGGUAUGAUCGAAUCCUGAAGCAGCAGAAGGCGGCGUGAGGACACGCGGGUGCACGCGCAUGCGUGUGCCCACCACCCUCCUGGGCUGUUCUGCAUCCAUUUUGCGUACUUCCAGCUUCCAUAUAGUAUUGUGUAUAUAUAUAUAUUUUUUUUAAAAAACCUAUAUUUUGGAACAAAACAUACACAGCGUGUCUUUCUUUGCAGAUUUUUACCUUUAAAUGAUCAUCAGGAUACAAUAAACUAAGCCCGAGACAGCAUCAAGUGGCGUUGCAACUGUUUUCUUCCCUUUUGUUUCAUUUUGUUUAUCUAGGAGAGUUUGUUUUUCUUUCUCUAGUACUGUCUCCAGAAGCCGAGCAGACCACUAGAAGACACCAAAAUUAAUCUAACGUCUUCCUUUAGAAGUUUUUAAAAACUAUUUUUACAUGAAUGUAUGAUGAGAAAUUCAACAACAAUUUUGGAUUUUCUUAUCACAAAAAGAGUGAAGGACCUCAGUGAAGGGGAGUGUUUAUCAACCAGUCUGAAUCUGUUUGUCUUUCUUUGAAUGUCUCCUCAAGUAUGUAAAGAGUGACAGAGUGUAUCUUCCACGCUCCAUGUACCAUACGAACAGCUGGAACUGUACAUAUGCCUUGGAUGUAUUUUUCCCCUCCAGAUUAUCAACUGUGUGCUGGCUAAGUGACUAUUAAGUAAAUCUGUUCCCAGAUGAAACUUUUAGUUAUAAAUCCAAGAGGACUUGUUUCAGAAUCAAAACAUGAUGUAAAACAGUGUUAAAACUCAAGCAAAAAAAAAAAGUGUUCUGUAUCCACUUUAAUAAAAGAGUAUUUUUUUUGUCA